CCCAGCAAAGGGCAAAAUGCACAUCGAGGUGCAGGUGGCGCUCAACUUCGUGAUAUCGUACCUCUAUAACAAGCUACCUCGCAGACGGGUGAACAUCUUCGGCGAGGAGCUCGAGAAGGCGCUCAAGGAUAAAUUCAAGGGUCACUGGUACCCGGAUAAACCGGUGAAGGGAUCGGCGUUCAGAUGUCUGAAGACCGGCGAUCCCGUGGACCCUGUGUUGGAGCGCGCGGCGAAAGAGAGCGGUGUCCCAAUUCAGGACAUCCUAGAGAACCUUCCGACUGAGCUGGCCGUUUGGGUGGAUCCUGGUGAGGUGAGCUACCGGAUCGGCGAGAUGAACGCGGUGAAAAUCCUCUAUUCCGAGACCGGAGACCCUCACGACGAGAGCUCGGCGGAUCGCGAGGUCACCAAGACCUUUAAUCCGGAGGCUCAAUGCUUCAGGCCAAUAGAGGCCGUGGGCACGUCGCUUGGAGGGCUGAGCCUCAGUCCAAAGUCCACGUCGCCGUUCCCAAGCUCGUUGGGCAGCAACACCAGCAACGGAUCCUCGAACAAUCAGCAAAGCGGUCACGGUUCCGGCUCCUCGUCAGCGCCAUCGCCGACGCCCAUCACCAGCUCGUUCAAGGGCUCGCCGAGCCCCGUUCCGGCUUUCAUCCCGCGCACCACAGCGCCGCUUACUUUCACCACCGCAACGUUCGCGCAAACCAAGUUCGGCAGCACCAAGCUGAAAACCAGCAGCAAACGAGCCAACAGAAUGUCCCCAACCGAGUUCUCGAACUACAUCAAGCAGCGUGCCAUGCAGCAACAGAUCCACCAUCACCAUCAUCAUCAGCAACAGCAACAGCAGCAACAACAGCAGCAACAGCAACAACAACAGGCGGCCACGGGUGGUUUGCCUGUGUCACCGAGCUCUCCGCGCAGCCGCAGCCUGUCACCGGGAAGCAUAGUCGCGGGUGGCGGUCAACAGCACACGGAUCCGAGCGCGUACUUCUUCCAGCACGGACCAGCCGCGUAUCAUCCUCAGUUCCCACAUCGCAGCAUCUUCGAGUCGUCUAGCCACGGUGGCUACCUGUCCGCCGAUCUCUACACAGGGGCAAACUUCCCAUCCUCUUAUCUCGAUCCGACGACGGUCGCCGGCCAUCAGUUCUACGGAAGCAGCGUGAACGGCACUAGCAGCGCGGCCGGCAGCACCGGGAACACGCAGAGCGCCGCCAACUUGGGCCCUUUUGGUUCCACCGCAACGACCAGCAACGUGAACGCAGCGUCCGCUCAGCAACAGGACAAGACCGCGUUGGCCGACGGUCUGAACAACUUCGGCCUCGGCUCCGUGGCGUCAUAUCCGGCCAGCCAGUACCAGCAUCUUCUCGUGGCCAACUAAUACCCCGCGCGUAUCGAAGCCGAGAGAGUCUCGCGGCUCAGAGUCGCGACUCGUCCUUGACGCUGCUGUUACUACCGCUUUGCCAGACAGGAGGGAGAGAAGAAUCAGAGAGACGAGAACGCUUUUUCCAGUCUCUCCAGCGUGUCGAGACGUCGUCCAGAGACUAGUUUCCGUAACCCAAACCACUCCCCCGACAUACCUGAUCCGCUUGCACCAUCCGAUCCGACGGCUUCUCGAGCCCAGUGGAGCCGACUCUCCCGCUGUUCACUCUAGUUCCCCGAUCUCCAGCCCAGACUCUGUCUCUCUCCAGAGGUAUCCACAAAAUCAACGCCACCAGUAGCACUAUACCCACAUCCCC
Molecule: messenger RNA, 1730 nt
Organism: Dufourea novaeangliae
Lineage: Eukaryota; Metazoa; Arthropoda; Insecta; Hymenoptera; Halictidae
Product: protein Tob1-like
Exons: 2
Coding region: 17-1372 (451 amino acids)
Biological process (GO): regulation of gene expression
Cellular component (GO): nucleus; cytoplasm
Molecular function (GO): transcription corepressor activity
Source: RefSeq, a predicted model, not a curated record